CAAUUGGCACUAACAAUCCCAGUUUCCGCGGCGCUGCAAGAUGCCUUCACCCGCUUCAACUCCGACACCUCAACCUUCUGUCUGCCUGUGACCAUUACAGCAGAGACCCUAACACCGCUGGCCCCGAUCUCAUUCCAAGGCACACCGACCGCAGACUCCUUCAUCUCAGCCCUCCCCCAGUUGUCUUCCGUCCUGCAGCCUAAAACUCCAAUCUACCUCCUCCUCCGGCGCCCCACGUCAUCCUCCACGACCCUCAUUGCUCUGACCUAUAUUCCGUCCAAUGCGCCCGUGCGAGCAAAGACACUCUUUGCCUCGACUCGCUCGACGUUGACUCGAGAGCUCGGCACUGAAAAGUUCGGUUCGACGGUCUUUGCUACCGAGGAGGAAGAAAUUCUGGGCCAGGAGGCAUGGCGCGAGCGUGAUGGUGAGGGGCCCAAUGCCGUUAGUCGAGAGGACAUGAUGGGUGAGAAAGAGCGGGAGCUUGAGGCUGUGAGGCGGGCUGAGGCUGAGGCGCGGAGUGGUACCCCUGGUAGAGACAUUGGGAUCGGAGGCACUUUUGGGCCCGGUUCCGGCUCUGGAAUGAGGGUUUCUAUGCCUGUUGAUGAGGAUGCUAAGACCGCUCUCAGGGAUCUACAGGAUGGUGGGCUGGUCCAGCUGACAAUUGACAUCCCCACGGAGAAGAUUAUUCUGGCCGACUCCAAGUCUGGGGUUGAAGCGAGCGCCGUCGCCUCACACAUUUCCUCCUCUUCCCCGCGUUACUCUUUCUACCACUAUCCCGGAUCUGAUGUCGUUAUUUUCGUGUAUACCUGUCCCACUGGGUCGUCGAUCAGAGAGCGCAUGCUGCACGCCAGCUCGCGGAGGAACGCGAUCACGAUUGCUGAACAGGAAGGACACAAGAUCUUGAAGAAGAUCGAGGCCUCAGGUCCUGACGAGAUCACCGACGAGCGUUUGCAAGAGGAAGUCAGCCCACCACGAGACCAGGGACCUGCGCGUGGAUUCGCCAGACCUCGCCGCCCCGGCCGGUAA
Penicillium soppii is the source of this 1026-nucleotide messenger RNA. Its product is annotated as twinfilin. Gene Ontology annotation, cellular component: actin filament; cytoplasm. The record is from RefSeq and is a predicted model, not a curated record. The annotation marks the transcript as partial. Gene Ontology annotation, biological process: actin filament depolymerization; barbed-end actin filament capping. Gene Ontology annotation, molecular function: actin filament binding; actin monomer binding. The transcript has 3 exons. Lineage: Eukaryota; Fungi; Ascomycota; Eurotiomycetes; Eurotiales; Aspergillaceae.